Melospiza melodia melodia is the source of this 488-nucleotide messenger RNA. RefSeq names its product interferon alpha-inducible protein 27-like protein 2A. Lineage: Eukaryota; Metazoa; Chordata; Aves; Passeriformes; Passerellidae. Gene Ontology annotation, biological process: apoptotic signaling pathway. Gene Ontology annotation, cellular component: mitochondrion; membrane. The transcript is spliced from 5 exons. The record is from RefSeq and is a predicted model, not a curated record. The coding region runs from base 109 to 402 and encodes 97 amino acids.
GUGAGGUGCCGCGGUCCCGCCGUGGGUGUGUGGGGACAGCAGCCUUUAUCUGAGGAGGGGACGGUACCGAGAUUAGAGCAGAAUCAUCGCAGAUCUCGUCCCAUCCAGAUGGCCGGGGAGGACCAUGGAGAUCCCAAUGGACCUGUCACCUGGACAGUGGGAGCAGGAUUGGCACUGUUUGGUGUCCCGGGGAGCAUUGCUGCGCUGGGGUUCACCAAGGCCGGCAUCCUCGCCGGCUCCAUCGCUGCCAAGAUGAUGUCGGCAGCUGCCAUCGCCAACGGCGGCGGAGUGGCUGUGCUGCAGUCCAUCGGAACUGCAGGUCUCUCUCUUGCUGCCAAAAUUGGGCUGACAGCUGCCCUGGGCUCAGCUGGUGCAGCAACUGGUGCCCAGCUAACUGAGUGAAAGAAACCUCCAAGUGGCUAACCUAAAAAAGGAUAAGAACGCAAGUGACAAACCUAAGAAAAAGUAACUUGAGUGACAAACAUGAG